AUCAGGCAUUUAAUUUAUUUAAUCUGGAAAGUGGAUUUAAAAACUGAGCGCAAUGGCUCGUGAUACGGAAAACUCAAAAUUUAGUUUCCCUGCUUGCUGGGAAGACGUAGAAAUUAUGCAAAUUAAUUUCGCAACGUUUCGCCCGCGUCAUUUAAACAUUGAAGAUUAUGAGACAAAGAUGAAAUUCUGGAAAGAUCUUGUAACGCAAUACCUCAAGUUUUGGGGCCAAAUUACGUUUAGUUUGCGGGAUCUGCAACUAAAACUCAUGAGAGGCGACCAACUGCCUGCCUGUCUGGAUACAGUUUUAUCGGAGAUGUACCAGCAGAAUCAGAUCCGACCGCGCACCGAUCAUGAUCCAGAAAAUAGCUGGACCGGAUGGCUGAUAAACAGCCUGGUAAAACGUCCUUUAUCCUGGAGCUGGCUCAAGUUAAAGCACAGCGUUGUGGGCGAGGAUGUGGAGGCGACGAAACUAGUGGAAUGGAUACAUCUGGAAGUUUUAAAUGACAUUUGCGGCCUUAUGAUUAAGAAGAUAUUGCCCGAGAACCGAGGAAAACUGUUCCAUUUUGAUGCGUUCAAGUCCCUUUGCGACGUCCAUCACAUUCGCAUCCAUGCGGAGAAGGACAUCUUUGCUUGCCUGAUCACCCUGCAUGCCCGUCAUCUGGUUGGGUUGGAGUUCAAAACCGAAAAGCAAGCGCGUUGCAUUCAUUUAAUAAAAAUACCAUUCAAGGAAACAGACGAUCUUAGCAUUAAUGAAUUAGAUCUUGGCGUUCACCGUCUACAGAUCACACAAGCAGAUCUACUUAAGCAGCUGCAGAACCUAGAGGAGGAAAUCAAGGCAAACGACGAGAAGGCGCGUCAGUACAUAAAGGAGAAUAAGCGGCAAAUGGCCAAGACGUACCUUCGCAAAAGGCAUCUGGUUGAAAAGAAUCACGAGCGACGCAGCCUUGCACUAUACAACAUUGAAUUGCUCCUUUCUAGCGUGGAAGAGGCCCAAAACAGUGGCGUAGUUCGCGAUGCAUAUAAAAUUGGCUCCAGCACAUUGCAAAAAAUUCUCUCCAACUCUGGCCUCAAGUACGACAAUGUCGAUGAAGUUCUGGCCGAUGUGCAAGAAUCUCUGGAACAGCACCGAGAGGUCCAAGAUGUCCUGUCCAAUGGCGUAUUAGAUACAGCCUCCACCCAGGAAGAUGAUCAGCUCGAAAAUGAACUGCGCGCUCUGUGUGGGGAAACUAAUUCAGUAUCGAAUGCAGCAGUUAUCAACAACAACGAGAGACUGGAGGUCGUAAUUAGUGAUCAAGAGAUGAUUGAAAUGUUGGCAAACCUUGAAGUUGAGGAGGCUAGCGUCUCUCUACCAAGUACCAGAACCGUUAAACCCUGUAAGAGUGUUAGCAGCGCAUAGUUAAAACUUUGUAUUAGAGUUUUUUUUUUUAUAAUUUUUAUUUAAGCUAUGCCAAAAAUCACUUUGGUGUUUGAUUUGUGCAUUAAAGAGAUUCCGCACGAAAAGUA
This is a messenger RNA of Drosophila persimilis, 1503 nucleotides long. RefSeq names its product charged multivesicular body protein 7. The transcript is spliced from 4 exons. Gene Ontology annotation, biological process: vesicle budding from membrane; late endosome to vacuole transport via multivesicular body sorting pathway. Lineage: Eukaryota; Metazoa; Arthropoda; Insecta; Diptera; Drosophilidae. The record is from RefSeq and is a predicted model, not a curated record. The coding region runs from base 53 to 1396 and encodes 447 amino acids. Gene Ontology annotation, cellular component: multivesicular body; ESCRT III complex.